Molecule: messenger RNA, 714 nt
Organism: Cylicocyclus nassatus
Lineage: Eukaryota; Metazoa; Nematoda; Chromadorea; Rhabditida; Strongylidae
Source: the annotation of a GenBank genome assembly
GAAUUACAUAGUUAUGACUGAGUCUGGAGAUGGUAAAUCGUCUGGUAUACCGAUAGCAGAAUUAGACGUUGAACAAAUCAGUGCGUUGCAAAGACAAGUGGAGCAGGAAUUGGGUUUCUUUCAAGAAUCUGCCAACCAAUUGAAGCUCCUUAUCAAAAAGAAUGAGCAAAGUAUAGCAGCAAUGGAAGUGCUAAAAACGGCCACACCCGGUCAUACUGCCCUGAUACCGUUAUCUGAAUCAAUGUAUAUACGAGCAGAACUGAAUGAUCCUAGUAGAAUGAUGGUGGAAAUGGGUACUGGUUAUUAUGCUGAAAUUAGCCGCGAGAAAGCUGCCGAAUUUUUUGAACGGAAAAAGAAAUAUAUCAUGCAACAGGUGGAAACCAUAGAAAAAAUUAUCAUGGAUAAAAAACGCACUCGAAACAUUAUAUCGGAUACGUUGCAAAUGAAGAUACAAGCGCAACUUGCUCAGAUGCCGUUGCCAAAGUAAGCAGGAAUGUGCUUUAAGUCAAGAUAUCUCAGAUUUCAUCACUACUUCUCUUCAUUCGUAUCAUUUUUACCUUUUUUCCUUGACAGUCAGGAUUUCAUUGCUUGUUCGCCCAGUGUACUGAUUUGCUAUCGUGCAUUCAUUCUAUUUCUCCAUCCACUGAGAUUUUAUGUUAUUUGCCUUGCUUAUUUGUUACAUCAUCAUUUGUUGAAAAUAUAAAAUGUUCAAAA